This is a messenger RNA of Ctenocephalides felis (cat flea), 1635 nucleotides long. Its product is annotated as piggyBac transposable element-derived protein 4-like. The record is from RefSeq and is a predicted model, not a curated record. Bases 1 to 1635 code for a protein of 544 amino acids. Lineage: Eukaryota; Metazoa; Arthropoda; Insecta; Siphonaptera; Pulicidae. The transcript has a single exon.
AUGGAUUUAGAUUGUUCAGACUGCAGUUCUACAUCAACGAUUAUUAGUUUGGAAUCUGAAAGAGAGUUAGACUUUGAUGAUGAAAUUGAAUUUGAUGGUUGGACUGAAAUUGAUAUAAGUACAAAUACUCCACAGCCACAAACUCCUUUUGAAUUCAUGGGAAAUUCUUCCAUAAAUGAAGAUGUUGCAUUGCUAACAACACCUCUGCAAUUUUUUAAUUAUUUUUUUGACGACGAAUUGGUUGGAAAAAUUGUUGAAGAAACAAAUGUAUAUUUUAUACAAGAACAGAGAACGGAGCCUUCAACGUCUGGUGCUGUAAUGGAUUGGAAUGUCACAGCAGCAGAAAUGCGAAUAUUUUUUGCAAUAGUGUUAAAUAUGAGUAUCGUAUACAAGCCAGAUGAAAAUAUGUAUUGGUCGAAAAACCCUAUUAUUGCCACUCCAUUUUUUUCCAAAGUAAUGUCCAAUAGGCGGUUCAAAUUGAUCAAAAAGUAUUUACAUUUUAUGAAUAAUGAAACCUAUAAUUCUGAUUUACAUCCUUAUCCGAAACUGAAUAAAAUUUGGCCUGUAUAUGAUUUUCUGAAUAAAAAAUUUAAAACUGCUUAUACCCUUCAAAGGGAAAUUACAAUUGACGAAAGCCUAAUGUUGUAUAAAGGAGCACUAAGCUGGAAACAAUAUAUGCCCAUGAAACGUGCAAGAUUUGGCAUCAAAAGUUACUUCUUGUGCGAAUCGAAAACUGGAUAUAUAUGGUCUAUGAUGAUAUAUACGGGAAAAGGGACAAUUAUCGAUAGUGAGUUCCCAAAUUUGCCAAUAUCAUCUCAAAUCGUUAUGAGUUUGAUGAAGCCAUUGAUAAAUAAGGGAUACUGCCUCACUAUCGAUAAUUUUUAUAGUUCUGUGGAACUAUUCAAAUUGUUAUCGGUUUUCAAAACAGAUGCAUAUGGAACAGUGAGAUCUAAUAGAAAAGGUUUACCAAUUAAUAUAAAAAAUCCAAAAAAAGUGAAUCCAGGAUACGUAAGAUCUUUUAGAAAGGAGAGAUUGAUGGCCAUGAGAUGGAAAGACAAAAGGGAUGUGUACUUCCUUUCUACAAUACACGGUGCAGAUCAGGUGGAAAUAGAAAAGAGAGGCAUCAUAAAAAUGAAACCCAAAGUGAGUGUUGAUUAUAAUUUUACGAUGGGAGGUGUUGAUCGCGUCGAUCAACAUUUGUCGAGUUAUCCCCUUCCAAGAAAAAGAGGAAAAAAAUAUUAUAAAAAAAUGUUUUUCCAUCUCAUGGAACUCUCUGAAUACAACGCAUAUGUGCUCUACAGAAAAAAAGGAGGUAGCAUGACACAUCUUGAAUUUAGAAUAAAACUAAUAGAAGAAUAUAUAGAAAAAUAUAGUGUUGGAAUUUUUUCUGCAAAAGGUGGUCGGCCAAGCAACACCCCUAAUCCGCUAAGAUUGACAGAACGUCAUUUUCUAAAAACUAUACCGGCGGUGGGUAGUAAAAGCAGACCUACAAAAAGGUGUGCUGUUUGCUGUUCGAAGCGGGACGACUCCGGAAAACGUGUCCGGAAAGAGAGUCGAUACUGGUGCGCCGAAUGUGAAGUAGGCUUAUGUUUGGAGGAAUGCUUCGAAAUUUACCACACAAAAACAAAUUAUUAA